AUGCUUCCAGAAACGCAGAGUGAGACAUUGGGAUACCACGUCAACGUACUCCAUACACUAGGUCCGCCGCUCUCGGAAAAAAGUCUCCUCCAGCCAGCUAAGCAAGAAAAGACUUUACAGCCACUUCCAAGACAUGGGAAAUUCUGCCCCAUGCCAACGUGCCUAGCCCAGCCCCCCACGAAAUACUUACCUACUCCUGCAUCAACCAAGGCACAGAAAAAACCACGUGCUCGACAACGGCAUCCUACGAGCACGAAAGACCACGAGGAAAAAGCAAUAAACAAUUAA
Molecule: messenger RNA, 288 nt
Organism: Colletotrichum costaricense
Lineage: Eukaryota; Fungi; Ascomycota; Sordariomycetes; Glomerellales; Glomerellaceae
Exons: 1
Coding region: 1-288 (95 amino acids)
Source: RefSeq, a predicted model, not a curated record